Molecule: messenger RNA, 1676 nt
Organism: Arachis duranensis
Lineage: Eukaryota; Viridiplantae; Streptophyta; Magnoliopsida; Fabales; Fabaceae
Product: probable 1-acyl-sn-glycerol-3-phosphate acyltransferase 4
Exons: 4
Coding region: 383-1534 (383 amino acids)
Cellular component (GO): endomembrane system
Molecular function (GO): acyltransferase activity
Source: RefSeq, a predicted model, not a curated record
GAAGCGAUAGCAGGAGAGAAGAGCAAAGAAAGAAAGAAAGAGAUCUGGAUGAGAAAGAGAGAGUGGAGGCAGAACACAAGACAAGAAAACGAAAUGAAACUAAUUCCAAAGCUAUCGUGUCCUUCUAUCCCUUCUCUUCUCUUCUUCUGCUAACACCGCUUCCAAUACUAACAAACAAACACGCCCUCGGAAUUCGAUAUUCCAACUAUUCAUUCCUCAAUCCUUCGUUAUUCCCCUUCCCUGUUUCAUUGCUUCUUCUUCUUUUAAACAAUAACAUUGCAACACACUAACACUAUAUAACUUCACACUCUCUCUCACACACAAGCUUCACAACAACCAGUUCCCUCGCCAGAGGGAAGUUAUCAACAGUUCCUUGAAGAAGAUGGAUGUUUGCAGCCCUCUUAAAUCCGAUACUAAACUAAAGCACCAACCCCUGACCUCUCUUAGGUUGUUAAGGGGUCUGUUAUGUUUAAUGGUGUUUCUUUCCACAGCUUUUAUGUUCUUAAUCUAUUUUGCACCAGUGGCAGUUGUAGCGUUGAGGCUUUUCAGCACACAUUGUAGUAGGAAGACAGUGUCAUUCAUCUUUUCGCUUUGGUUAGCUCUGUGGCCCUUUCUAUUUGAAAAGAUAAACAAAACUAAAGUUGUCUUUUCUGGUGAUAGUGUUCCGUCAAAGGAACGUGUUUUACUUAUUGCUAAUCACAGAACUGAGGUUGAUUGGAUGUACUUGUGGAAUCUUGCACUUCGUAAGGGAAGACUUGGAUGCAUAAAAUACAUCCUUAAAAGCAGCUUGAUGAAAUUGCCUAUAUUUGGUUGGGGAUUUCACAUUCUGGAGUUCAUUGCAGUGGAGAGGAAGUGGGAGAUAGAUGAGAAAAUACUGCACCAUAAGCUUUCGGCACUAAAGGAUCGUCAAGAUCCUUUAUGGCUAGCACUUUUUCCAGAAGGAACCGAUUAUACUGAACAGAAGAGUCAAAAUAGUCAAAAAUAUGCUUCUGAAGUUGGGCUACCUGUGCUGAAAAAUGUGUUGCUGCCAAAAACAAAAGGGUUUCAUGCUUGCUUGGAAGCUCUACGAGGCUCAUUGGAUGCAGUGUAUGAUGUGACUAUCGCGUAUAAAAAUCAAUGUCCAACUUUUCUGGACAAUGUCUUCGGUGUGGAUCCGUCUGAAGUCCACCUACAUGUUUUGCGGAUUCCGGUGGACGGGAUUCCAGCUUGUGAAACUGAAGCUGCUUCAUGGCUAAUGAACGCAUUCCAGAAGAAGGAUCAAUUGCUCUCUGAUUUCAAGGUUCAAGGUCAUUUCCCUAACCAAAUAAAUGAAAAGCAACUUUCAACAUCCAAGUGCAUCGUUACUUAUACUUUGGUGGUUGCUUUCACCGCGCUGUUCACAUAUUUCACCUUUUUCUCUCACAUUUUGUUCAAGUUAUACGUAGGUCUAUCAUGUGCGUAUCUUGCUAUUUCAACGCGCUAUGAUUUUCAAUUGAUGCCUUUUACAUUCUAUGUUAAUGCACUCUUUAAUAGCAAGAAACAAAAGAGUGGAUAAUGUUGUUAAUUGUAAGUGGCCAAUGUACAAUUUUGGAAUUGAUAUUUGAAUUGUAAAUCAUUUGUUGCUGUUUGUUGGGAAUUCAGGAAAUUAGGGUCACAAUUGUACAAUUGUUGCAAUUCAGGUAUCUGGUAUAGCAUCU